AAGGGUGGAGGUUUAGAGAGGGAGAGAUUCUUCUCUUCCUCUUGCUCUUCCUCUUCGUAAUCUCUCCUCCAUUUUUUUCUUCUCUUCAUUGACAAUGCUGGUUCAAAUGACAAGCAGCAAGCAGUCAAAAAUGGCGAUCUGAUCUGAAGCUGAAACCUGUUGAGUUCAUGGAAGAAGGCUCAAGCCUGUCGAUCGCCGCCGUGGCCGUAGAUAAGGACAAGAACAGCAAAAAUGCCAUGAAAUGGGCCAUGAACAACCUCACCCACUCAUCAGACAUCAUCCUCAUCCACGUCAGGAGCAAAUCCUCUCUCACAGAAGUUAGCUCUGAGGUCACCAGAGAACAAGCAGAUGCAGAGAUAAAUCAGUUGUUCCUUCAUUACAGAGUGUUUUGUGCGAGCAAAGGGAUGCAGGUGAAGGAGAUAGUACUUGAAUGCGCAGAUAUUUCAAAGGCCAUAGUUGAUUACAUCAAUACUAAUUAUAUCCAAAACAUCGUUGUAGGGGUCUCUAACAAGAGUCUGCUCAUGAAAAAAUUCAGACAUCCUGAUGUUCCAAGCUGUUUGAUUAAAUUAGCACCAGACUUCUGUACUGUUUAUGUCAUUUCCAAAGGUAAGCCAACCACAGUUCGAUCAGCAAAAAGUCCAUCUCCUUCAAUUGCUAUUCCUCCUAGACAAUUUCCUCUGCUAACUUCUCAAAAUCUCACUUCUGACCCUGAAGGCUCAGCCAGGAUAUCAGCAAAGGUGAACUGGAGAGGUUCAGCUCCAGCAACUCCACAACAUGAAAGGACAGAAAGAAGAUCACUUGAUAGAUUACCAGAUUUUAUGAAGACAAAUUUAAGGGAUGGGUCUCUUUCCAUUGGUCAUUCAGCACCUGAUAGUCAGAUUUUGGAUAAAAAUGAUUCUUCGAGCAGGCCUCGGAGAUCUGCUGACUAUCAUGACUUGCUUCCAGAUGAAAUUGAUCUAAUGAGAGGCCUUGGCUUCAGUUCCAUGGAUUUUGGAGACUCAUUUGAACAUUCUUUGGCCUCCAUGAAUAGCCCAAGAAGCAGCCUCUCCCCCAUUGCUAGUCAUAAUCGAGAGCUUGAGACUGAGAUGAGAAAGCUGAAACUUGAGCUCAAGCAAACAAUGGAGAUGUACAGCAAUGCUUGCAAAGAGGCAAUUACAGCUAAACAGAAGGCUAUGGAGCUUCAACAAUGGAAACUUGAAGAAUCCAAGAAAUUUGAGGAACUGAAGCAAGCUGAAGAAGCAGCUCUUGCAAUAGCAGAAAUGGAGAAAGCAAAAUGCAAAGCCGCCAUUGAAGCUGCUGAAGCGGCAAAAAGGAUUGCAGAACUUGAGUCACAGAAGAGAAAGAAUGCUGAAAUUAAAGCUCGGCGUGAGGCGGUGGAGAAGAAGAAAGCAUUGGAAGAGCUGGUUCAUAAUGAUAUCAGAUAUAGAAAAUACACAAUUGAGGAGAUUGAAGAUGCUACUAAUAAGUUCGCAGCUGAAAGAAAGAUUGGUGAAGGUGGCUAUGGACCAGUUUACAAGGGUUAUUUGGAUCAUACACCGGUUGCCAUAAAAAUAUUAAAACCAGAUGCAGCACAGGGGAGGAAACAAUUUCAGCAAGAGGUUGAAGUUUUGAGCUGCAUUCGACAUCCCAACAUGGUGCUACUCCUCGGCGCUUGCCCGGAAUACGGAUGCUUGGUAUACGAGUUCAUGGACAAUGGGAGCUUAGAUGAUCGGCUCUUCCGGAGAAGAAACACCCCACCUCUUCCAUGGAAUGUUCGAUUCAAAAUAGCGGCAGAGAUAGCAACGGCACUACUGUUUCUGCACCAGACCAAACCAGAACCGCUUGUUCAUCGAGAUCUCAAGCCGGCCAACAUCCUAUUAGAUCGAAAUUAUGUUAGCAAGAUCAGUGAUGUCGGUCUGGCCAGACUCGUCCCACCAUCCAUAGCCGAUAGUGUGACACAAUACCACAUGACUUCAGCAGCAGGAACAUUUUGCUAUAUUGAUCCUGAAUACCAACAAACUGGAAUGCUGGGAGUGAAGUCUGAUGUUUACUCUCUCGGAGUAAUGCUGCUUCAACUUAUCACGGCAAAGCCACCGAUGGGUCUCACUCAUCAUGUCGAGAGAGCGAUUGAGAAAGGAACAUUUUUGCAGUUGCUCGAUCCGGCAAUCACUGAUUGGCCUGUAGAACAAGCUCUUGAUUUUGCAAAACUUGCGCUAAAAUGUGCUGAAUUGAGGAGAAAGGACAGGCCUGAUCUUGGAGCGGUGGUCUUUCCGGAGCUUAACAGACUAAGAGAGGUUGGGAAUGAAUAUAAAACUAGCCACCAGCAUAGUGUAACAAAGCACAACUUUCCACCAAGACCGCAUAGCUACAACAAUCUGCAGCGAAGAUCGAGGUUGCUUGUGCAAAAGGAAAAGGCCGUAAACAAUUCAAGCGGAGCGACGAAGUGGAAAUUGGAAUCUGACAGUGAUUUUAAGGCCGGAUAAAUAUUAAAUAUUUGAAGGAAUGGUUGUGUGUUGAUGGUUUUGGGUUUUGAGUUUGGUGAGAAGUGCAAUGUAAUUUGAUGGUUGUCGAGUGAACGUAGGACUGACAAUCACUAACAUUGAAUUUGUUAUAUUUUUCACUUGAAUGGAUUGUAUGAUCCUAAGCUUGCAAUAGCCACACAGUUAAAAACACUGUAACACAAACUUGUAGGUUUCAAAUAUCUAUAUUGAGACUAAGUGGAAUAGUUUUACAUGGUUUAGCAAAUCUU
Phalaenopsis equestris is the source of this 2728-nucleotide messenger RNA. RefSeq names its product U-box domain-containing protein 52-like. Bases 168 to 2462 code for a protein of 764 amino acids. Gene Ontology annotation, biological process: protein phosphorylation. The transcript is spliced from 9 exons. Lineage: Eukaryota; Viridiplantae; Streptophyta; Magnoliopsida; Asparagales; Orchidaceae. The record is from RefSeq and is a predicted model, not a curated record. Gene Ontology annotation, molecular function: protein kinase activity; ATP binding.